Molecule: messenger RNA, 2954 nt
Organism: Thamnophis elegans (Western terrestrial garter snake)
Lineage: Eukaryota; Metazoa; Chordata; Lepidosauria; Squamata; Natricidae
Gene: CENPX
Product: centromere protein X
Exons: 5
Coding region: 48-296 (82 amino acids)
Biological process (GO): kinetochore assembly; resolution of meiotic recombination intermediates; replication fork processing
Cellular component (GO): FANCM-MHF complex; Fanconi anaemia nuclear complex
Molecular function (GO): protein heterodimerization activity
Source: RefSeq, a predicted model, not a curated record
CGCGGGUGUUCUGAGCGCCAAAUCUAACCCAGGGAAGGCAGUGUGAAAUGGAGACGAGGGAAGAGUGCGCGGGAGGCUUCAAAAAGGAGAUCGUGAACAAAGUGCUCCAGCUCCACUUCAAAGAUGACAGAACGCGAGCCAGUGGUGAUGCUGUGUUGCUGAUGGCUGAAAUGCUUAAAAUAUUUGUUCAAGAAGCAUCAGCACGAGCAGCACGACAAGCUCAGACUGAGGAUGUAAUGAGGGUGGAAGUGGAACACGUGGAAAAAAUCUUGCCACAGUUGCUUCUGGAUUUCUAGAAAUUCAAUGAGUGGAAAAUCUACGUUCCCGUUACUAAGAUGAUCUUGCUGAGCUCAGAAGCAAAAUGAACCACAGACUUGUAAUAUGGAAUUUCCUACAAAAUGUGCUGACUUCCUGGAAUGACAACUUAACUUCCUUCUCAGCUCUGUUUGCCAUCUCUUUUGGGGUGCUUAGUGGCUGUCAGUGUUGCCUAAAAUAACUUUGGGUUUGUUGGGAGUUUCUUGUAACACAAUUCUUGGAACAGAUGGUGGCUAUCUGAAGCUGUGUCCUGCCCUUCUGAUUCCCAUUCAUAGUCAGGUAACGGCUUUACUUUUCUAAUGAGAAAAACAGGUGCCGCCUUCUAGGUGUGUGAAAAGGGUGAGUACGCUCGGGAGGCUUGGCCACAUCAAGGCCUCUUGUCACUUCCAGGCCUGAGUUCUAAGUUCUUAAGCUCUUCUGGCCCCAAAUUUGUGGCAAUGGCAGGUACCUGAUCUUUAUUUUAUGAAUAAACAGUGCCUGUCCUUCAACCCUUUCCCACAUUCCAGAGGGCCAUGACAUCAAAGAGUGCAUGGAACCUUUUAACCAUUUGAUAUUCCUCUAAGAAGCUGCUUCCCUCUGCUAUAAAUUUGUUCUUACAAAGAACCGUCAAUAAAUCAGAAAUAACUUCCCUCCCUUGUGUGGGCUCCUUGUUGCAAUUAAUCAUAGAAAGUCAAGUAUCUUCAAAGAGUUGUUUGGCCUCCCCACUCCGCCUCUUCUUUGUAGGACGAAAGAAAAACUUUCAGAAAGGGGCAGAAUAACAAACAGCAUGUGUGAGGAUCCCACAUCAUGCAAGGCCCAGCCCCUCUGUCAGCAGGGGAGGGGGGAGAAAGCUGUGAAAUAGUAAACCUUACACAUGGAGGCAGGGUGUAGCCUAAUGAAUCUGGUUUUGUUGUGAAAGAAAGAUCAGGUCUAAAAGAAGUGUAAUUGUAUCUUAAGGAGUAAGUAAGUAACUCAGAAGUAAGCUUCACUAAAUUCAAUGGGGCUUAGGGAACAUAACCAGGAAGAACUGUGCUCUUGUGGAUGUUGGAUUACAGCUAUCAUUACCUCUGAUCAUCAACCAUGCUGAAGUUGUAAUCCAGCAAUGCUAGGAGUAGCAAACUCACCAUUUCAGAUUUUUAUACUUGUGUGUAGAUAAUGACUUGAAAUUAAUUUGAAAUAGUGAGUCUGUUGCCAUGUUAGCUUUAAACUAAGAAUGGUAAUAACUAAAGUAGUCAACAGGAGUUCUCCAGAGUGUUUCUUUCUACAACAAAUUACUGUUGCUUUGCAUUGUUUCUGCUAUACCUAAUACUAGUUACAAAGGAGAUGCUGAUGUAUCCAAAAUUAUUUUGAGAAGCAGGUGCUUCUGACACAAGUGUGAUGUGAUUUAAGUAUUAUAUUAACCAUAUUAUCUGUUAAGAAAUAGGUGAUCAACCAGCCAAAAUUUAGCCAGUGACUUUUGAGUAAAUCAGAGGUGGGUUGCUCCCGGUUUGGCUGGGUUUGGCCAAAUCAGUAGUGACAGAGGCAGGAGGCUCCACCCACCCACCUGAGAAUGCACAUGCAUGAGCAAACCGGUAGUAAAACCGGUACAAACCCACCACUGGAGUAAAUGGGGAUGUUAAUUUUGAUUCCUCCAAUUCAAGCCAGAUCCUGUACUAGAAGAGUUUUUCACAUUGGCUUUAUACUUACACACAUAAUCAAGUUUGGAAGUGUAAUUGCAAUCAAAAGUAAUCCAGGGUUUAAAACAUUGACAAGAGGCCCUAGUUACUGGUAGCCUAUAAACUUACUUUGAUUGAAAAAGAUAUUUGUCUAACAACCUCAAUGUGAUUAUUACAUAUAUAAUUGCAUGUAUUGAAACAAAUUGCUCAAAGUGCUUGCUCCAUUUUCCUUUGGUUUGAUUUUUGUAUUCCCUGGAGAGCAAAUGGCCAACACAGUUUCUUCUUAUGACACCAUUAAUGUGAAUCCUGUCUAGGACACUGCCAAAGGCAGGAAGCUCUGUACUCAAGGCGAAGGUAUUCAAGAAACAUACAUGUAUACAAUGAAUUCAUUGCAAUCAAUUCUACAGCCUAUAAUCAUUCUCUAGUAUACAGCUACCGGUAGAAUUAAUAAAAUGUCCUUGUUUAGAUUUUUCCAAGAACAACUCCAAUUUUAGCCCAGGCAGGACUAGAACGGAUUAAAUGUGACUUAAAUGUGAUCUUUAGGAUUAUUCAGUGAGGAAUUGGUACUUUUGUUUCAACUGGAUGAGCUCACUAAAUUAUGGUACACAUUUAAAAAAAUUCUAAUAGCUUGUGUAGUAACACCACUGAAUCUGUAGGGGUAAGGCUGGAAAACUCAAAGCAGUUCUCCCUGAAAACAUCCAGUCCUACAAUCUUUAGUUCUGCCUCCUACCUUGAUGUAGUGACUCUUUUUGCUGUUGCCUCCUCACUUUCAGAGGGAUAGCUAUACUUGCUGUUUUCUCCACAACCAGCAUGACUUAUUGAGGAAACAAAUGUGCUUAUUGAAUUAAAAAAGAAAGAAAAGAAAAAAAGCAGAUAGAAACUAUUGCUGCCUCCUGGGUGAGAAACGGGAAUGCCACUAGAAUUGGCCCCAUCUAUCCAUGGAAAAUUAAUCUCACAAAGUUGAUUUUCUAUUUUUUUUUAAGUAUGGAUAAUCCUCAACUUAUU